AUGAAGCAGCCCGUCUGGCCCAUGGCCUGUCCUUUUCUGUCACUUCCCCUGCCCUGCCUCUCCACCCUCUGGCCCACCCCGGCCCUGCCUCUCCACCCCACCCCGACCCUGCCUCUCCACCCCCUGGCCCACCCCGGCCCUGCCUCUCCAACCCCUGGCCCACCCCGGCCCUGCCUCUCCAACCCCUGGCCCACCCCGGCCCUGCCUCUCCACCCCACCCUGGCCCUGCCUCUCCACCCCACCCCGGCCCUGCCUCUCCACCCCUGGCCCACCACGGCCCUGCCUCUCCAACCCCUGGCCCACCCCGGCCCUGCCUCUCCACCCCUGGCCCACCCCGGCCCUGCCUCUCCAACCCCUGGCCCACCCCGGCCCUGCCUCUCCACCCCAUCCCGGCCCUGCCUCUCCACCCCACCCUGGCCCUGCCUCUCCACCCCCUGGCCCACCCCGGCCCUGCCUCUCCAACCCCUGGCCCACCCCAGCCCUGCCUCUCCAACCCCUGGCACACCCCGGCCCUGCCUCUCCACCCCCUGGCCCACCCCGGCCCUGCCUCUCCAACCCCUGGCCCACCCCGGCCCUGCCUCUCCACCCCUGGCCCACCCCGGCCCUGCCUCUCCAACCCCUGGCCCACCCCGGCCCUGCCUCUCCACCCCCUGGCCCACACCUGCCCUGCCUCUCCACCCCCUUGGCCCACCCCGGCCCUGCCUCUCCACCCCACCCCUGCCCUGCCUCUCCACCCCACCCCGGCCCUGCCUCUCCACCCCCUGCCCCCCCCGGUCCUGCCCACCUGGCUCAGUACACGCCCGUGUGCCUUUGACCAAUCUCCUCAUGGCUCAGGCCUCCUGCCCCAGGGACCCAUAUCUGCACAUCUCUAUAACACAGAUAAGUUCUUCAGGGUGCCAGUAA
Messenger RNA from Oncorhynchus gorbuscha (pink salmon), 903 nucleotides. Its product is annotated as vegetative cell wall protein gp1-like. The record is from RefSeq and is a predicted model, not a curated record. Lineage: Eukaryota; Metazoa; Chordata; Actinopteri; Salmoniformes; Salmonidae. The transcript has a single exon. The coding region runs from base 1 to 903 and encodes 300 amino acids.